UUGCCGCACCAUGGAGAGCAGAGCACCACACCUUAUCGUCUUCUUCUCUUGUUCGCGCCAAUGGCGCUCAGCCUCUCGAACCCUCCUCCCUCGUCCAAGAUCGCACUCAAAGCUCCAGUUCCGCCACUCCCGAACCGCUCGUUUCUCUUCCCGCCACCGCGCCUACCUGCUCUCCACGUUACCCUCCUCCUCCGCGGUCCGCCGCCGGGGCGCGUCCAGUCGUCGUCGGCACCGUCGGCCCCGCUGACGGACGGCUCCCCGACGCCCCCGUCGUCGAGGGAGGAGGCGGUCGCGCAGGCCAGGUCGUGCCUGGCCACGGCGCUGCGCAAGCCGCUCAACAACUCGCUCCCGGCGCGGAAGCUCAAGAAGCAGCAGCGGCAGGCCCGGUUCCGCGCCGAGAUCCCCGUGGUCGACGACUCGCCGGGCUCCCUGGCGCGCCUCGCCUUCGACGUCUUCUCGGGCCUCGGCGUGUCCCGGAAGGGCUCGCCGGCGAGGCUGCUCCUCGUCUGGCCCUCCGCGGAGGACCAGGCGGUGGCCGUGCGCGAGUUCAAGAACUGGGGGGACACGUCGGCGCUGGCGCACGCGCAGCUGGACACGGUGGCGCCGGACGCGCUGAGCGCCUGCGACGCCGCCGUGUUCCUGUCGCCGGGGCGGCCGCAGGUGGAGAAGCUGCGCGCGGCCGUCAACGCGCUGGACCCCAGGCCGGCGGUGCUGUUCAACCCGGGGUGGAGCUACGAGGUGGAGGAGGAGGGGUUCGGCGGCGUCGCCAAGGGCUUCGUGGGCUCCUUCAACGUGGUGUAUUCCUUCAUGGGGCUGGAGGUGAAGGGGCUGCUGAGCAAGAAGAAGGGCGUGCUGCUCCGGUGUGUGGAGGGCGGCAGGUUCGGCGGGGAGAGCUGGGUGCUCAUGAUGGAGGACGGGGAGAAGGAGCCGGAGUUGAAGGUGGUGUCGCGGAUGAAGCGGCGGCCGACGGUCGGCGAGGUGGAGAACAUGAUGUACAACCUCAUGGCCGCCAACUCGCCGGUCACCAAGUCCGCCAGGUUCCUCAGGGAGCUCGUCUCCAACGUGACGGGAAGGAAGGGGAAGCAGUGAGAUUGGUUUCCUCGGACUUUUGUGUUCACGGCGUUUCCUGAACUUUCUUUCUUCUGUGUCGUGCAAACUGCCUGAAAUUCUGAAAUGGUUGUGGUGCUACAGCAGCAUGUUUGAUUUUGUAAUUCAGGCGGCAUUUCCAUGGCGUCUGCAGAUUAUGAUAGGCAAUGUUAACCAACGGAUAAGGGAA
Aegilops tauschii subsp. strangulata is the source of this 1276-nucleotide messenger RNA. RefSeq lists its product as uncharacterized. Gene Ontology annotation, cellular component: chloroplast. Lineage: Eukaryota; Viridiplantae; Streptophyta; Magnoliopsida; Poales; Poaceae. The record is from RefSeq and is a predicted model, not a curated record.